Molecule: messenger RNA, 969 nt
Organism: Argiope bruennichi
Lineage: Eukaryota; Metazoa; Arthropoda; Arachnida; Araneae; Araneidae
Product: isochorismatase domain-containing protein 2-like
Exons: 4
Coding region: 132-761 (209 amino acids)
Cellular component (GO): cytoplasm
Source: RefSeq, a predicted model, not a curated record
CAAUCAAUCAAUCAAGACUGGAGAUCGAGAAUUGAGACAUUGCAAUCAAGGAAAGAAAUAUUUAAAUCCUCUUCAUUUUUUUUAAAAAUUAUUUUUUUGUUUGUCACUAGUCAACUUUUUUUUUUGUCAAGAUGUCGGUAAUAUGCAGACUGAAACAACUGCUCCCAAAAAACACAGCCUUUUUCCUGUGUGACAUGCAAGAAAAAUUUGCUCCUAGCAUACAAUAUUUCCCUGCCAUAGCUAAUGUAGCAUCUCGAAUUUUGAAAACUUCAAAAAUUUUAAAUAUGCCAGUUGUUGUUACUGAGCAAAAUCCAAAAGGUUUGGGUCAUACUGUUAGUGAAAUUGGAUUAGCUGAUUAUCCAGAAAUAAAAGCAUUUCAGAAAACACAAUUUUCAAUGAUGAUUCCAGAAGUACAAAACUUUUUAAAAAAGGAGCAUCCUGAAGUUGAAAAUAUUGUGAUUUGUGGAAUAGAAUCACAUGUGUGUGUACAGUGCACUGUACAUUCUCUAAUAAAUAGUGGGUAUGAUGUCCAUGUUGUAGCUGAUGGAUGCUCUUCUAGAACUAUGGUCGACAGGAUGUAUUCAUUUCAAAGAAUGAAAGCUAUGGGUGCGUGGCUUACUACAAGUGAAAGUGUGAUUUUAGGAUUAGUAGGUGAUUAUACUCAUCCAAACUUUAAAGAAAUACAGAAACUGAUUCGAGAACCAGCACCAGAUAGUGGAUUGCUUUCACAUUUACCUCAUCUUGGACUCAGCAAAUUUUGAAUGUAAAUAGGAGAAGUUUAAAGUGUUAAUGACUGAUUUAUAUAAUUCUAUUUGUGUUAUCAUAUCACUAAAAUUCUAAAGCAACAUUUUUAUAGGAAAAAUUUAUUUUUUGUAUCAAAAAAUAUAUAUUUAAAUGUUUUAAUGUUAUAAAUACAAUGUCACUAUUAUGUAUUUUGUUGACAUUAAAAGAAAAUUCAGAAUAGGUUUG